Messenger RNA from Colletotrichum higginsianum IMI 349063, 1794 nucleotides. Its product is annotated as HET domain-containing protein. Bases 1 to 1794 code for a protein of 597 amino acids. The record is from RefSeq and is a predicted model, not a curated record. The transcript is spliced from 2 exons. NCBI's taxonomy places the organism in Eukaryota, Fungi, Ascomycota, Sordariomycetes, Glomerellales, Glomerellaceae.
AUGAGACUAAACCCAGCGGCCUCUGCAUCAUCAUCCCCUAUUAUCAUCGACAUGUUCGUACACGGACUCAAUGAGCCAACCGUUCGGUAUGACGCGCUCUCUUACACUUGGGGCGACGGUACGAAGAACGAUGCUAUUAUCGCCAACGGCCACCCUAUGAACAUAACAAAGAAUUUGCAAGCGGCUUUACAGCAUCUCAGACGACAAGAUGAGGAGGUCUUGCUUUGGGUUGACGGUAUCUGUAUCAACCAAGACAACACAGACGAAAGGAACGCACAAGUUGCUCAAAUGGGCAAGAUUUUCAGGAAAGCCGAUCAAGUGAGAGUCUGGCUGGGUGCCGAGUCUCAGACAUCAGGAGCAGCAAUGAGGGUGCUUGAAGGCCUUGAUGGAGUCCGGUCAUCCGAGCAGAUUGUGCACAGGCUCGUCGCCGACGAGGACGCCACCCAGGCCCUCACGCUCCUUUUGCAAAGGCCCUAUUGGACCCGGAUGUGGGUUUUCCAAGAAACCGUCCUAGCUCGAGAAGCAACUAUACAUUGCGGCUCGCUUUCGGCGAAAUGGUCAACGUUGCGUGCUCUGGACGAUGUCACGGGCAAUCCCGCGUGGUGGCAAGAUCCAAAAACCCGCAAACCAUGGAUAACGGGACUCCGCAAGGCCGUCUUCCGCAUCUCCCAGUUCUUCAUUAGCCUGCAGGACGCCCGGAGUACGAUCAAUGUUUUGCAUUCGACAAGGACCCUGCUAUCAACGGACCCCCGAGACAAGCUGUUCGCACUGAUAGGGGUCAGCGACAUGAGCCAUCUGUUGAAGGCCGAUUACUCAAAGCCAACCCGCGACGUCUACAUGGACUUCACAAGAAGACUCAUACGCAAAGACAGAAACCUGGCAAUCCUUCUCACAGCGGGGCCUUGGAACCCGCAAAACGGGGCGGACAUUGGCCUGCCUUCCUGGACACCUGAUUAUCGCGGCAUGAGCGGCGUUGAUGUACGAUAUCUAGCCGCCAGUCACCUGGAGCAUUUCAACGCGUCGAAAGGCAGCUAUCACAACCAUCCUCGCUCUGACUCGCUCUCGGGUCCGGACACGCUCAUGGUCGAGGGAGUCAUCUUGGACACGGUCGGUAAGACAGCCUUCUUGGGUACGGGGGAGUCAAGGCGCCGGUCGGUCAUGGAAAAGUUCGACCCGGUCCGUCGCCACCCGCGCCCAAGAGCAAACCACUCCUUCAAGGACUUCUUCGAAACGAUGAUUCUUUACAGCGCCACCGUGUAUGGCGACCGCUUUGCGGAAACAACAGGGUUCGAGAAGGGGAACAAAUCCCGCUUGGCGCUUGGGUUCCUUCAUGACUUCAACAAGUUCUAUCGAACACAAAACCCGGCAGCAAGAACAGGCAAGCAUAUCGACAUAACUUCUGUUUUACAUGGUGUUCGCGGAGCAGAGACAUUCGAACAAGCUGUCCGAGAGUAUCAUGAUUUGCGGAAGACAGAUCCUGCUGCUCUGUAUUGGCGCCGGAAGGAAUACGUAACCAGGGUCGAGGGGGCCACGGACGGGCAUCUGACAAACAUUUUCUCCACUGCAGACGGGUACCUGGGCAGAGGCCUCUCAUUCAUCAGGGAAGGGGACAUUGUGGCGGUUCUGUCCGGGAGCCGGCUUCCUUUUGUUCUUCGCAAGGCGGAAGAAAGCUCAACGUACCAACUUAUCAGCCCGUGCUACGUCCCCGGUGUCAUGUCGGGAGAGCUCAUGGAGAGGACCGACAGCGACUUUCAAGUUGUCAAUCGUCACUCCAAGACACUUGCCAUCGGCUGA